Molecule: messenger RNA, 657 nt
Organism: Batrachochytrium dendrobatidis JAM81
Lineage: Eukaryota; Fungi; Chytridiomycota; Chytridiomycetes; Rhizophydiales
Exons: 6
Coding region: 1-657 (218 amino acids)
Biological process (GO): double-strand break repair; positive regulation of DNA repair; mitotic G2 DNA damage checkpoint signaling
Cellular component (GO): nuclear body; BRCA1-A complex; BRISC complex
Source: RefSeq, a predicted model, not a curated record
AUGAGAGAGAGAAUUAUAUUUGUUGUGGAUACAGGACAAGAGUCUGGAUGUGAACUUAUUAGAGAAUCUGUUGAUUCUUACAUAACAAGACUGGAUUGCACUAAACAUCUUUUGGCUCGCUUUGUUCUUCAGAAACUCAUCAUGAACAGUCGUCAUGAGUUUGGUAUAUGUUGCUUUACCAACACUGUGUCUUGGCAUCUGAAACCUACAAAUAAUCCACUCGCUGUUCAGGAUGCAAUCUGCACUCUUGCUUUCCAAAACCUAACAUUCCCUGUUUGCAAUCUAACAAGUCUGUUUGAGCUCAUUAUGUCGGAAUUGCCUUUACAGGAAAGCGAUUAUUCUCUUCGAGUAAUUCUUAUUUAUGCUCGAAGUCAUCAAAUACCAAUCUGUCCAUCUAAACAAGAGAUUGAACAAUUUUACAAUGCAAACCCAAAAUGUUUUAUUGAUACUGUGUAUUUGCAUGAUGUAUCUGAAGACUCAAACUCGGUUGUACGCAUCUUUGAUGUGUUGGGAUGUCUAGAAAAUAGCAAAAGCAAACAUGUUGAAUUGACAAGGCAUCGGUCGAGGUUUCUUCGUGGAAUGACCGAGCUUUUAAGUAAUCCGUUGCAACGAUUGGAAUCCUCGGCAUACAAAUGGGUCAUUGUACCAGAAGAUUGA